CGUCAUUCAGGCUGCGGCUGGCAGACAGGACGGACGUGCUGUGCCUCACUCCCUCUCCUCCCUCACUAUUACACCCAUUUCCAUGCGGCAUAUUUGUCGUGUGCGACGAGGUCACUGCUUCGUAGUGUAGAAAAGUAAACGAGGAGUGAAUACUGGCUGUGGGGGACGUCCUGUGUUGUGUAAGACGGAAACUCACGUACUCGAGGCCCUGAAGGUUAUGUGGUGAAAGUAACUGUUGAAGGGAAUAAUAUAUUGAGAGGACAUGUGUUUAGUUCUCGGGUGUUAGUGUACAGUUGAACACGUGUAGAGGAGUAUGGCGGUAGUGGUGCGGUGUGUGCCUGGUGGAGGGGUGUACUGGCGUGGCCGCAGGAGGGCGUGCGGCCUCACACUACGCACGGCCUCCUUCCUCAGCUCGGACAGGGUCGAGUACCGAGCCACACACACCUCCGAGAGGGAGAGGGCCAGGACCGUCGCCGCCUACUACAACCAGCCAGCCAUAGAAGCAGCAGCCCAGAAGAAAAGUGUGAGGCUAACACCAUCAGCCAUUCUUUACCAUGGAAGGACAGAUGAUGAGGCUACAACUAUUGUGGUCAGUGUGGACAAGGCUACGUCUGUCACUUCUCAUCCUUAUACAAAAAGUGCACAGUAUUUGCAAAAAGAGUUACCUGUUAGAAUUGCCAAAAGAGUACUGGCAUUUCGUAGCCUUCCCUUCAUCGUUGGCUGUAAUCCAAUCAUACUAGGAGUGCACGAGUUGUACAUCAGAGCCUUCAACAUUUUGAACAACUACGCACCAAUAACAUCCCGCGAUGAUGAAAUAAACUACAGCAGGAAGCUUGGUGAGCUCCUUGAUGACCACAAGGAUGUUGUGACACAGCUAGCUGCAGGGUUCAGAGAGUGCCGCCGACACUUUCAGGAUGAACAGUUGGUGGCUCGAUUCUUAGAUAAAACUCUUACGUCUCGUCUUGGCAUCCGUAUGCUUGCCCAGCACCACCUUGCGCUUAGGGAAAAUAAGCCAAAUUAUGUUGGAAUAAUCAAUGUGGCAAUGAAACUCAAAGAGGUAAUAGAACGAAGUUGCCAGUUUGUGACUCGUGUUGCCUCGCACAAGUAUGGCAGAGUCCCUCAAUUGAAGUUAUCUGGCCAUGUUAAUGCUGUCUUUCCAUACAUUGAAUUACCACUGGAUUAUAUCUUGCCGGAGAUCCUGAAGAACGCAGUACGAGCAACGAUAGAGAAUCACUCGGAAUUUGAGAUGAUUCAUCUCCCGCCCAUACACAUCACAAUUGCUUCUAAUGAAAUAGACUUCAUAAUCAGGAUCAGUGAUCGUGGUGGUGGUAUCCCUCAUCACCUCAAAGUUAGAGCUUUGGAUUAUAACUUCACAACAGCUAACAGCAGCAGUUAUUCUGAAUCAGAGCAACAAGAAGGUCUAUUCUCCAACAUGAUUGAGGCAGUAAAUCCUAACCCUGCAGGAGGACCUAUGCAUGGAUUUGGCUUUGGUCUGCCAACCUCAAGAGCAUAUGCCGAGUACAUGGGUGGUAGUUUAGAAAUUCAGGCCAUGCAGGGCAUUGGAACAGAUGUUUACCUUCGCCUGAAACAUAUCAACAGUCCAGGAGCAUCAUUUAGAAUUUAAAAAAGCAAAGUGUCUUCGUGUGUGGGUCUGCUACUGAUAUCUCCUGUAAAUAUAUCUUACCAAGAAAAACAAAUAAGGCAAGUAGAUAUUUUACCUUUUGAACUACUGUGGUCAUGGCUGGUAAGCCUUCUCACCCCCUCUCCCUUACAGUAAUAAUUUAAAGAGUAUGUGAAGAGAGAAGCAAAUUUUUUGUGAAAUAAAUGUGAAUGAUGAAUAGGUGGGAUAUAAUAAAUAAUGGGGUUGUGAUUAAUAGAUAUUUAAAGAGGAUUUUAUACAAAGUUGAAAGUUGGGUGAGAUUAGGGGAGGACAGUUGCUGGUGCAAUGAAAUCUUUAGUUAGAAAUACUAGAUGGGAAUAGAGGCAGAGGGCUGCAUAGUGAUGGUACAAGCCUGUGUAUGGAUGGCAGAGAUGUGAAUGUCUCAAGAAUUGGAGUGUUACAAAUGAACAAUCUAAGAGAUGUAGUAUUGUGAUAAUAGUAAAUAAUGUAAUGUUAUGGACAAAUAUGGAGUGCAUGAGUUGAUAAACUGCAAGGUUAAAGAGUGCUUUUUCAUAGAUGGUUGGGGGCAGUGUUGAAUGAAAUAAUAAAUUGAAGUCUUUGUCAAGUAAAUUUGAAGAUAGGAAAGCUGGGUGUAGUGAGCCUAUGAGAAAUAAAAUAAACACAAAGGAUAUGGUAGGGGGCAAAGCUGGGUGGAAGUAGUUUGCAAAGAGAAUCAGUGUACUGGAUGUGACUUCUUGAGUAGCACUGUACACCAUUGCACAGUGUGUUGCAAAGUGUGUUGGUUCUUAUUUAUCUGUGAUGUAAUAAGUGUGACAAUGUACAUUUUCUUUAAUAUAAUGAGGGGGGUUAUACAUACCAUAAAUAACUUCCAGAUAUUAAGAGGAUUUUUUUUAAUAGUUUCAAUGUGCACCGUUACUACUGCUGCUAGAAGUAGAAAGUGUUCUUAAUAAGUAUGUGUUUGUAUUUCAAAGAAAAUUUGUCAGUCUGAUGGCAAUGUUGCACAAUACAAUAUGGAACCAUGACAUACAGAAAAUUUUAUAAAUUAGCAGUAUUGGUUAGAUUGUAAAUUAAUGAGCAUUGCUAAAUAAACUAUUCUGGUGAAUAUUGAAUGUACAGAAUUAAAAUGAUGUAUAAGUUUUCUAAUGUAGGAGGGAGUGGCAAAUUUCCAUAAGGUGUGGAUAUUUCAUUUUUUGCACUUAACUACAGAAAAUGUUAACACAUCUGGCAUGUAAAUGAAACUGAAUUGUGUGUAUUUAGCAUGUAAAGUGUAAAUAAUAAACUACUGUAUAUGGUAUUCAAAGCUGUUUCAAAACAAGUAAUUAUUAAAUAGAAUGUGCUAAGCCAGGAUGGCCACGUAAUGCACUGAGUAAUAGUUUCUUGAUAGUCCUUAAGAUGCCAACACCUGCAGAAAGACUAAUGGAAUGUCAGGGGAAGUAAAGUCAGAGAAUUUUAUACAAAUAAUUACUCCAACCUUAGUCCAAAUACUGUACCAUGUACAGUAGUCAACUGCAGAACAUAAUAAAUUUCAAUGUUAUCUGAAUUUUGGACAUUUUACCAAUAGGAGUGUGAUCCUGGCUUGGUACCUUACUACUGCAUGUAUAAAAGAGUAACACGUUCUGAAUUAUGGCAAAGUGCUGGAACCUAAUAAUUGAGAGAUUGAAAUGAUCUUUUAUCUAUAUUAUCACAAUUCUUAAGUAUACAGUAGUAUAUUACCCAGAAAAUGGUCUUCCUAUAUAUACUAUAAGAUAACUUCACCUUCACACACACCUGCAAGUAUGUACCUCACAUACAUACCCAUGAAGUGUUAAAUGAUCCCACUGAAGUGCCACAGGAAUAAAAAAUUUUCAUACCCAUUACUUACUUAUUCCCAUUAUCACUUAAAGAUAAUGUAUAAAAGGUAUUUAUUAUAACUUUCACUUUGGAAACAAAGCAUGAUAUUGCUUAGAAAAUGUUGUGGUUGGCAAGUUAUCACAUGCAUAACAGUAUUGUAUCCUACCAUUGUAUAAAAUAGUACAAGUACCAGUGAACAGUAAUUACAUUCUACUUGUGGAAUUAAUUGUAACAUUGUACUAAUACUUAAUGUUUUUUCUGUAAUACAUAGGACUUGAUUAUGCAGCACUAUUACCACAUGUAUGUAUUCAGUAUUUAUUGGUGGGCAAGAAUAUAUUUUUUAAAUUUCUUAUUUGGGUAUUUGUAUAUACAUAUAAUAUUUGUUACACCUUAAAUGCAUAAAUCAUUGUCAUAUUGUUUAGAUCUUUUAGCCUGUGAUAUAGAUAGUACCUUAUAUAAUUAAUGUCGUUAAAAUACUGUACUGUGUUUUUGUUCAAGUUCAUAAUAAAUGGAUUUCUAUA
Molecule: messenger RNA, 3972 nt
Organism: Procambarus clarkii (red swamp crayfish)
Lineage: Eukaryota; Metazoa; Arthropoda; Malacostraca; Decapoda; Cambaridae
Source: RefSeq, a predicted model, not a curated record